AUGAAAUUUGUUCCAAUCAUUUACAUAUGGAAGCUCGUGUUUUUCGUAAAAUUGAUUCAAUGUGAAAUAAAUUCUACGUUAAAUAAAUUGAUUCCAACCAUUAUUCUUCGCCCUUAUCCAGAUUUACCGUUAACAGAACAAGCAAUGUAUGAUUUGAAAAAUACUCUGAGAAAAACAAUUGAAACAAAUGAUUUUGAUGGCGACGAUGAUGACGAUUAUCUUGAAGAAGAUGACAUUGAUAUUGACGAAAAAAUUACAACAACUAUGAAAUCAACAACAUCUGUCGAAUUAACAACAUUAGAAAUGAAACAUAAUAUUUUUAAGUCUUCGUCAUCUUGUUUUACAUUAAAUCCUAUGAAUUUAUUAUUAUUAUUAUUAUUAUUAUUAUUAUUAUUAACUCAAAGAAAUAUAUGA
Molecule: messenger RNA, 414 nt
Organism: Rotaria socialis
Lineage: Eukaryota; Metazoa; Rotifera; Eurotatoria; Philodinida; Philodinidae
Source: the annotation of a GenBank genome assembly